AUGCCUCCAAUACUCAAGGGAGAUGUACCCGAAACUUACGUUGUGAUUUUGCCAAAAUGUGUGGAAAAUAGCACUCUGACGGUGUUCCAGUUGCCGCAUCCAUCCAAUAAUCGGUCCAAAAGCCCGGUGCGGUUGUUUAUCCACGAUGGCCUUGUGUACCAAUUGCAGACGCAGAAGUUCAGUCGCGGCUGCCCAUAUAACCGUGCGGAUGAUGAGGUGAAUGAACGGUAUCACUAUACCGCAGACGGGCAGGCGUACAAAUCUGCCAUCUACCUGAACGAGGAGGACCCGUCACAGAGCCUUGUGCUUGAGUCGGGAGAGUUCGACUACCACACAAAGUAUGACCUAGCGUUUAGCCUGUGCCGGUACUACUACCGCAACAACGUGGUGAACACGGAGGCCGAGUGCUUGGAGCCCAGUCGGCAAGCGGUAAGGCCAAGCAGCAACUUUCUGGCUGUACGCGACUUUCACGACGAGCUGGUCAGUGUAGACAAUCCCAACUGGAGCCAUGUGCCGCUGGACGUCUUGGAGGCUGCGCUGCUGCGCGUAUCCGAUGUUGUGGAGGAGGCGGGCGAUCGCUACUUCCGCAUAUCUCCACAGCGCAUCACGCAGUGGCUGUCAACCAAGGUCGAACGCAUGCUUCCCGUGUUUCCGUCGUCGCUGCCACUACCCAGCGGCAUACCGGACGAGUAUUUGCGAGACGUAAAGACAGCGUGGUCGACCAACUUGUUGCUGUCUCUGAUUCCGCAACUCGCAUACUGGGAGUUGCGGAACUAUGAGGGCGAAAACCUCAACAUCAAGCAGGCGUUCGCCCGCCAGGACAAGUACAAGACCGAUGUGCUGGAAAAGCAGAAAGAGAAUGAUAUACUGAUCAAAGGCGCCAUGUCUGUUGGCUUGCAGCAGGACGUGAAAAGAGAAGGCCCACCUCGCCAGACAACUAAUCUGAAGUCGACGGUGAAAAAGAAGGUGGCAACAGGGAAGGGAGCUAUCGACAGCUUCUUCAAGAAGCGCUAG
Messenger RNA from Eremothecium gossypii ATCC 10895, 1014 nucleotides. RefSeq names its product Rnh202p (gene RNH202). Gene Ontology annotation, cellular component: ribonuclease H2 complex; nucleoplasm. The transcript has a single exon. NCBI's taxonomy places the organism in Eukaryota, Fungi, Ascomycota, Saccharomycetes, Saccharomycetales, Saccharomycetaceae. Gene Ontology annotation, biological process: RNA catabolic process; ribonucleotide metabolic process. Bases 1 to 1014 code for a protein of 337 amino acids. The record is from RefSeq and is marked provisional.